Molecule: messenger RNA, 2818 nt
Organism: Parastagonospora nodorum SN15
Lineage: Eukaryota; Fungi; Ascomycota; Dothideomycetes; Pleosporales; Phaeosphaeriaceae
Exons: 2
Coding region: 1-2568 (855 amino acids)
Biological process (GO): phosphorelay signal transduction system; phosphorylation
Molecular function (GO): phosphorelay sensor kinase activity
Source: RefSeq, a predicted model, not a curated record
AUGGGACAGUCGUUCGCUUCCGGGUUCCCAGAGCUCGAUCCAUUCAUAAGGCCCCUCUUCGAAGAGGGCAUAAAAUCCGGCGUAGCACAAGAUGUGGUGGAAUCCCCAAUGAUGGUCCAAAGGAACAGCUAUCGCGAGGAGGCCUUCUUCACUGGGAAUUUCACACCGGUUCGAGGCGUGGACGGCGAUAUCGAGGGUUUCUACAAUGCCCUAUUCGAGGUUACGUCACAAAUAAUAUCAGAUCGGCGCAAACGCAUGUUGAACAUGCUUACGACGCCAAGAAUCUUCAGUACCGACGCCGUGUUUGAACACAUCAUUGCAAGUCUUGCGACGGCCCCACUGGAUGUACCCAUGGCUCUACUCUUCGAGGCCGACAAUCAGGCAGAGCCCGGGAAGACAAUACUGCGUGUGCGGGGUCAACUGGGCAUCCCGGAAGGGCAUACACUAUUGCUUGAUGGUCAGGAAUUGACAGAUACAACAGAUAUUGCCGGUGUCGCUUCCCUAUGUCGUCAAGCCAACGAUGGCAAGGUACUGACGACUCGCGACUCGCGAUUUGAGUCGGUAGAUUGGCUGGGAUUCAAGAUGGCCCCUGAAACUAUCGUAACAAUGGCUCUUCGUACCAGUCGCCGGCUAUUUGGUUUCCUCGUCAUAGGGACCAACCCGUAUAGACCUUUCGACGACGCCUCCGAGCAGUUCACUACGGAUCUAAUGGGGACGGCGUCGAAUUUGUUAGCCGCUGCUUUGGAUGCAGACAAUCUGCGAAAAGAGCAGCAGCAGUUGCAGAACGAGCUCGAAUUCAGCGACCUCAAAGUGCGACAUCUUGUGGAGCAUGCUUCAAUAGGAAUGGCUCACGCCAAGCCUGAUGGCACACUGCUUUGGGCGAAUGACAAAUUUCUCUCCCUCGCAGGCCUCCCGACGGAGAAGCGUGAUGAGAUCAACAGUAUGUUUGAAGUGCUCGUAGAAGACGAUCAAGACCAAGCCCACGAGGUGUGGACCAGGAUCUUCCAUGGCGACGACCAUGUUUCUGCCGAAUUCCGUCUUAAGCAGGCUUUCCAUCCUCCGGUUGGUGGUCAAGAGCCAGCACAAGUACAGCUACUCGCAUUUCCUUUCAAGGAGCAUGGGGCCACUGUUUCAGGAAUGGCGUGCAUUACGGACAUCAGUCAUCUCAAAUGGGCAGAAGCUUGGCAAGCACGUGCAGCACAGGAGGCUCGAGAUGCCAAACGCCAGCAAGAGGCUUUUAUUGAUGUCGUCUCUCACGAGAUGCGGAACCCGCUGUCUGCGAUUGUGCAUUGUGCUGACAGUAUCUCCAUGGCUUUGAACGACGUCAAGGCAAAAGGAGAGAAAAGGACUGACGCUGACUCACUUCUGGAAGCAUUGGAAGCAAAUGCUUCAGCAGCUUCAAUCAUAUUGGAUUGCUGCAAGCAUCAGAAGCGGAUCAUCGAUGAUGUCCUAACAUUGAGCCGCCUCGAAGAAACACUUCUUACCGUGAAGCCAGCUGCGGCCAAACCCUCUGAGCUGGUUGCAUCUGUUAUAGCAAUGUUCGGGGCAGAGCUACGAGCGAAAUCCAUAUCCACCGAAGUGAUCGCCGAAUCUUCCCUAGCAAAGCUCAACAUUGACCACCUUUACUUUGACCAAUCGCGAGUGGUGCAGAUUUUCAUAAAUCUGCUGACUAACGCGAUCAAAUUCAUGAGGGCUGAUGGAGAGAAGAGCCUGAAGAUUCAAUGUGGAGCAACGGCCACUUUACCACGCAUCGCAGAACACCUAAUUCCGUUCCCCGCCGAUAUCCACUGGGCACCUAAAGGGGAAAAGGCAUCCGGUGCUGUCGUAGACGGUCCAGAAUGGGGCCUCGGGGAAGUGAUAUACAUGGUCUUCAGUCUCAGCGACACCGGUAUCGGCAUGAGGACUGCCGAAGUUGACAAGAUCUUUCAACGUUUCGAACAAGCCAACGUCACGACACAUGUGACAUAUGGAGGAAGCGGGCUCGGCUUGUUCAUCUCCAAGGAGUUGACCGAGAGGAUGGGCGGAGAGAUCGGCGUCCAAUCAGUACCUGACAAGGGCAGUACAUUUGUCUUCUACAUCAAGACCCGCCGAGCCAAACUAGAGCCGAAAAAGAUCUCUCUGCCUCUGCGUCGGCCAUCUCUACCGGCAUCUCGACCCUCGCAAAUCCGAACACUGCUGGUCGAAGACAACGUCAUCAAUCAAAAAGUCCUGCGCCAUCAUCUUCAACGGGAAGACUGUGCUGUCCAGGUCGCUAAUCAUGGCCUCGAAGCGCUCGAGAUGAUGUGUGCGCCUGGAGCGCACUUCGAUGUCGUCCUAAUGGACAUUCAGAUGCCUGUUAUGGACGGUCUUACUGCUACACGUGAGAUACGCAACUUAGAGCAGGAUGGAACUUUACAGGGAAGGACGCCGAUCAUUGCUGUCACGGCAAACGUAAGGCAAGAGCAAAUUGAGUGCGCCGUGGCUGCAGGUGCAGAUCACGUUGUCCAGAAGCCAUUCAUGGCGAAAAAGUUGGUUGGGCUGAUGAGGGAAUUGUUGGGUCGUGGGAUAGACAAGGAGGAUUCACGAUGAUAGGCUUCUAGGUGCGGCUCCUUCUUGUCUCCUGUAGCUAGUGCCUCUGCUAGCCUCAGGGUGUGAUGCCGACAUGUGUCGGUGGGAUGUUGAUCGGUGCAGUAUGCACGCCCUGCGACCGGUCAAGUGUGCUAGAACCCGGGCUGCACAACCGAUUUGCCUGGUAAUGAGCGAUGUGGCUUAUCCACAUGCAAGCCACGCCGGAUGCAGAAGCGCAAAUCUUGUGCCGACAUAAUUUGCCCCUUUGAUC